Molecule: messenger RNA, 2819 nt
Organism: Siniperca chuatsi (mandarin fish)
Lineage: Eukaryota; Metazoa; Chordata; Actinopteri; Centrarchiformes; Sinipercidae
Product: motile sperm domain-containing protein 2-like
Exons: 8
Coding region: 1389-2183 (264 amino acids)
Source: RefSeq, a predicted model, not a curated record
AAUCUGAGUCCUCUGUAUUCCAGUAACAACGUCUCUUUGACCAGUACCUGUGUUUGUUGUCUCUGCAGACUCUUCAGAGUAAUACAAGGUGAAGCCCGGCAACAGCAGCUGUGCAGCCGGGACAUCUGUGGAAAUCACUGUGUUCCUGUGUGAAGACUGACCUCUUGCUCCAAGGCAUCUUCUCAGGACGCUUCCUCGUCAUGGCUGCUGAAAUGGAGCCCAGUACCACUGAUGGCGAGCAGGAUCUGGCCACAUUCUGCGAGGAGAUCCCCCAGUCUAAAAUGAUAAACCAAAGUCUGAAGUGUCCCGUCUGGCAGGAUGUAAAGCCCGUCCUUAGACUGACGACCAAAAACUACGGCACACCAGCGACCAGUAACGGUCACCAAAACAUUCACGUAGCGCUCCUGCAGGUGAUGGCCAGCAGCCGUCGACUGGAGCGGAAGUUGGAUCACUGCCUUUGGACCCAGAAGGUUUUUAUUGUCCUGGUGAUGGCCAUGACAGCUUUGUGGGGCUUCACUCUCUACAUCCACUAUUCAGCUGGCUAUUUUAGCUGGACCACGGCUAAAAACUGAGGCACUAUUUAAUAUAAUAUAAAAUGUCAGCUGAGCAAGUUUUUGUCAAUAUUCUUGAGUCUGUGCAGCAGUUUGCAUCACGUAUUUGCCUGUGGAUGAAUAUUCUUGUGUUCAAAGUUUGUUUGAGGUGAAUCUCAUAUUUUUUCGACGUGGCCUGCGACACAAAAUUCUGGACUCCUGGAAGUUUACAUGUUUUGAAUGUGUGAUGAUAAGGAUUUGCAGAACCUAUUUCAUACUUGUUUUUUGUGGAUGUCUCUGGGUGUAAUUACCAUAUGGAUGCAUCUAUACUCCAGAGGCAUGGAUAAUGCACACACACUGUGGAAACAAUAAAGUCUAUCUAUCUAACUUCUGGCCAUUAAAUUGCUGUCUGGCUGUAUAUCUAAUUUUGACCAUUUUCAAGUCGUCCUUCAAAACAUAACCAAUUUAAGGUCAUUGGACAUCCUCAGACAAGUUCUUGAAGGUUGUUGAAAGAUUUGACAUCCAAUUUUGUUUGCGCCCCUGCUUCAAGAAAAAAAACUAUCAAAGACUUGGGUAAGUUGGCUUUCCAUGCAUGCUCUAUACUGUUGGUUUUGUGUGUACAGUAUAAACGCAGUUUAGCGGAAAUUGAUGCUUUUCAAUGAAACCAGUGUUAGAGAUUCCCCCACAGUGUCUCUAAACUAAAAAGUAGAAGCAGUCAUGUCCUACACUUCCUUUUUAGGACAUGUCAUCAUCAGCUCUUACGCUUAUAAGGUUUUAUUGUCAAUGUUUACCCUCCUCCGUUCAGUAUAGUUGACGGGAUUCUGACAGAAGCACUGUUGUUCUGACCUCUCCACCAUUAUGGAUCAAUGGAAACUUUGGCUUGUCCUGCUUCUCCUGUGUUUGUGUUUUGACUGUACUGAAGAGAUUCUUGUGAAAACCAUUGGGAGUGAACCAGAUGUCACUCCAAUAUGCACCGAUGCUACACUGAGUAUCAUCACACUGAUAGUGUGUAAGAUCAGCACAGAGAGGAGCCGGGGAGCAGAGUGUCGUCUGCUGUAUCAACAUGGACAGGACUUUGUGCACGAAUGUGACUCCAGGUUCACACUUAUGACAAAGAAUCAGACUGUGUUUCUCCACCUGACCAGUUUAAAACCAGAGGACAGAGGGAACUACACCUGUGAGUGUUCACAUGCUCGUGGAACAGAUACUCUCUAUCUCAGUAUCACUGUGAAAGGAGAGGCCAGCACUUUCAGCACUAUGACAAUACUCAUUUCUACCUCUGUGAUUGGUAGUGGUACUGCAUUUAUCAUUGUAACUGGAUUUGUCAUUGGGCUUAUCCUGAGAAACAGUUGUUGCAGAGACAGUACCAGGUCAGGACCAUCUGGAUUAUCUGAAUGUCAAACCUCCUGCUCUUUGGUGAGCAAUGUAUUCUUUGGUUUUAUACCGUUCAACAUUGACAAAGACGACCCAGAUAACCUCUACACAAGCCUUCAGCAGCCAUCAAGUGAUGUCUACCUGACCAUCUCCUCGGUGCACCAUCAACAUCACAACAAAACAAAUUCAGCCGGCGACAGUACAGCGACUGUCCAUUUGGACCUGGAUAAAGAUGGGAGAGAGACUGAUCACAAUUGCAAAAUCUAUGAAAACAGCUAAACCAAAAGUCAAGAUAACUGCAUAACUAUAAUAACCGGGACAUUGCGACUCGGUCCAAGUUUUGAGAUGUUGAUCUGAUCGGUAUUUCACAUAACUUGGAACAUUCAGCCUCAACAUGUCCAACGUCUUCCUCUUUUAGCUAAUGGUUUUUUUUUAUGAUGUUGUGCGGAAUGUUUUUUUUUAUUAAAAUGUUGCAGGAGUCACAAAAAUCAAGCAACACAAUAAAGUAAGUGUUAAAAUUGCUGUAUUACAUAGUUUCUUAUAAAACAGUUAAUUAUAAGUCAUGUGCAGUCAACCCUCACACUACACAGAAAGAAAUGUAUCAUCAUUAUAUACAUCUAACAAGGAUGUAAAUUAUGAAUCAUUGGAAAUUAAGAGCUACUAAUUUGAACUACUUACGUUGCUUAAUGUCCUAAACAUUCCUAACGUCUGAAAAUCCUUCAAUGUUUGUGGGGAAAAAAGCUGUUGACAAUGAAUUAAUAUAUUUUCAGCUUUGUUCUGCUUCUGCCACUGUGUGUGUGUGUGUGUGUGUGUGUGUGUGUGUGUGUGUGUGUGUGUGACAGCAAAGGCACUGUGCAAAAGCUACUUUAUAGUUAUGCAGGUCAUUUUGUAAUAAAACAUCUGUAGGGAAACCCA